Dentiscutata erythropus is the source of this 350-nucleotide messenger RNA. The record is from the annotation of a GenBank genome assembly. NCBI's taxonomy places the organism in Eukaryota, Fungi, Glomeromycota, Glomeromycetes, Diversisporales, Gigasporaceae.
GAAUUGGUUGUGGAGUGGCAUUAUGGUGUUUAACUGGAAAACGUACAAACUUAAUUUAGAUGUGAAUGGAGUUAUUGCUAUAACUGGAAUAGCAUACGGAGCUAUGAGCAUGAUAUUACGUACAUUAUGCGUAUGGAUUAUUAUGUGGUGUUUAAGCCAACAACUUGGUGGUGAAGGAAUAACUAUCAAUGAACUAACACUUACAACUGACCUCUUUGGAGUACAAAUGGGAGAUUCUUAUGAAAUAGAAUAUAAUAUCACAAACUUUGACGGUAUUAAUUUAGGAGGAUUAUUUAAAGAAGCUCAUUGUGAAGCUAAUUAUGCUGAAUGUUUAACAGACAUGGCCGCAA